AUGAUUGGCUCGGAGGGCCUCAACCAAGGUACUGUGUCCUGUACUACAGAUACAGUUUUGGAUGAUGGGUAUCCCUCUGAUGAUAUUCCUGCCAUAGAGCUUCCAGCGGUUGAGGCUCCGCGGCGCGCAGUCCGUACCAACGGUUUCACAUUUAUUACUCAGAUGAUUGGUGGUUCACUUCUGUCUAUUCCAUAUGUCUCUGUCCGUCUAGGCCUGGUUUUGUCGACAAUUGUAAUAACCCUUGUCCUUAUCAUUGCACUUGUCUUGAUGCUCCAGGUUGUCAAUGCCUGCUACUAUACCAAUGCGCAAACCUUCAAGCAAGUGACGCGGAAGGUCCUUGGACCUCGGCUUGCAGUAUGUAUUGAUGCAGCUCUGAUUUUGAACAACUAUGGCUUCUUAGUCUCUUACAUUAUCAUCUCUGCGCAAAGCUUUCAUACACUCCUAACAACAUUCUUUCCAUCUUCUUUAGAAGGCCUUUCAUUUGAUCCUUAUUUGGUACUGAAGGCAGGACUUACCUUUGGGGUCAUGUUUCCUCUUUCACUAUUAAGAAAUGUCAAAGUCCUAGGGACAAUAGCAUCUGCUGGGCUAGGGCUCAUUAUACUAACAGUCUUCUCUGUUAUUUUGUACUACAUUGCUUCGUUUUUGCGACAUGGCCAAAUCUGCCUAUUUCAGAAUAUUGAGUAUGUACCAGGAGUACGUCCACAGCCGCCACUAUGGCCUAGGGAACAGCUGGUGGGGUCAGCACACAUCUCUGCACCGGUUAUGGGAGCCAUCUUUGGCAUAUCUUACAUUCCUAUGCUGAUGGGGAGCUUCAGCAUUCAUGCGGGCGCUCCACCAAUCCUCUACGAACUUCAUGGGUCCAAUGAUCAGCGGCUACGCUCUAUCCGCAGAUCCAUUUAUUACGCCUACGCUUUCUGCUUUUUAAUGUACAUGUUGAUGGGCUGCUUUGGCGCUCUACUCUACGGACACGACGUCUCCACCAACAUCCUCUACUCGUUUAAGGUUUGCGGAAAGGAUAUUUAUUUGACUAUUGUCGGGAUUGCAUACGGCCUUAUGGUCUGCAUUGCGUAUCCUCUCAUUCAAUACCCCCUCAAAGUCUCCCUUAUCGCAUAUUGCCAGCUGAAUCCAAAACGCAAGUUCUUGAAUUACCUGGCUUAUGCUGGCUUUUCUGUUGCAUUUGCACUUUUAGCAUUUGCUCUGGCUGCACUCUACGAUAAUAUAGCCUCCAUAUUUGGGCUUUUCGGAUCUAUAUGCGGGGUCCUCAUAUACUUUGUUGUUCCUAUCCUUUUGUGGCACAAGCUCCCCAAGCUUAAGGCUCGGUCUCCGAUUAUUGACCGACUAAACAUCCUGUUACAACCGCAAACAGACGUUGACGACAUUCGAGAUGUGACCACAACGGCCUUCCUUGGGGUGCAACACUGUGAGGUAGCCCCGCCUCAACAAAAGGCUGGGUCCCGAAGUCGAGCCCCGAGCUUUGUACAUACUGCGGGACUUCAUGCCUCAUCAUCAAGCUAUCAUCGGCACAAAGAGUACUCGCUCCACUUUGUCUCUGCUACGCAUCAACAGACGUCCUGUGACGGAACCACCGAGGAGAGUGACACUGUCCCACUCCUGGCGCCGGUAUCUGUGCUGAAGCGCAACGAGCUGCUUCAACCAAUUGAGUGCAUGGCACCUAUAGAUGAUCAAGUAGAACUGGAGCUGUCCAAGCAGACGGAAGAGACCCGCCAACGUCUGCUAAUGAAGAUGACCCCCUUUCGGCGAGGCAUCUUCUAUUCUAUUUUGAUUGUCGCUAUCGGGAUAUGCACAGAGUCCCUGGUCAUCAAUAUCCUAGACUUUGCCUCAGUACUCUAG
Giardia duodenalis is the source of this 1851-nucleotide messenger RNA. RefSeq names its product Amino acid transporter family. Gene Ontology annotation, biological process: amino acid transmembrane transport. The coding region runs from base 1 to 1851 and encodes 616 amino acids. NCBI's taxonomy places the organism in Eukaryota, Fornicata, Diplomonadida, Hexamitidae. The transcript has a single exon. The record is from RefSeq and is a predicted model, not a curated record. Gene Ontology annotation, molecular function: amino acid transmembrane transporter activity.